This is a messenger RNA of Clupea harengus (Atlantic herring), 4291 nucleotides long. It is a transcript of the gene sgpl1, whose product is annotated as sphingosine-1-phosphate lyase 1. Gene Ontology annotation, cellular component: endoplasmic reticulum. Gene Ontology annotation, biological process: sphingolipid catabolic process; carboxylic acid metabolic process. Gene Ontology annotation, molecular function: sphinganine-1-phosphate aldolase activity; pyridoxal phosphate binding. The record is from RefSeq and is a predicted model, not a curated record. Lineage: Eukaryota; Metazoa; Chordata; Actinopteri; Clupeiformes; Clupeidae.
GUUUUUUUUUCACUAUAUGGCCCUUCAGCUUUUCUCUCUGAUAACAGGAAUGAUUGUACCAUCAAUGCAGUCACCCCUGCCUCAAGUCAUAAAACAUACUGAUAGAUGUGUGCUAAAGCAUAUUAUAUAUUGGACUGACUUUGUUAAAUAAUUGAAAAGGAAUUAUGCGUUUCAGGAUAGACUAAUCAUGGUUGUAUGCUUAUACCAGUCAACGAUCUGUUCUUUUGUUUAAGUUGCUUUAGACAAAACUAAAAGGUGUUCAGAGGUGGUUUCUUGUGUACUCCAACCAAUAAGACUUCAGUCUAUCCUUAGAUAAAGACAGCAGCUAUUUCAUUGGUUAAAAAUCCAUUGAUAAGCAGUAAGGUGGGGCCAGGAAGAUCUCCUGUACAGACUUGGUUUCCUACUACUUUCACUCACUUGAAUGUCAGACAGGAACUAUUCAAGAUUUGACUUGGCUUAGGUGACGUAAAUCGUUGCUGUUUGGAGCAGAAUCACCCAAAUCUUCCGAAAUGAGUCAGACUUCAAGUAGUGCCUUGGAGGUGUACAGGGAGAUGAUUCUUCUGUAUGCAGAGGAGGGUCGUAAGCAGGUGAACUUGACGUGUGCUGACCUGGAGCCAUGGCAGAUCAUUGCUGCCACCAUACUCUCCACCCUAGGAGUGGUGUGGGUCAAAGGCUUUGUCUUUCAACAAGAGAGUCUGAUGUCACGAAUGAAGAAGCAGUUCUUUCGCAUUAUCAGAAAAAUACCCUUUGUUGGCACGACAAUUCAGGGCCAGCUAAACAAGGCCCUGGAUGACAUGUCUCAGAGCCUGUGCACCCUGAAGGACGGCAUGUCCUACAUCCAAAAGCUACCAGCACAGGGACUCACCGAGGAGCAAGUCCUGCAGCGCAUCCGAGAGUACCAGACUCUGAAUGAGGUGCAGUGGAAGAAUGGCAAGGUGUCCGGUGCUGUGUACUGGGGAGAUGAGACGCUGACCAAGCUCCUGGUGCAGGUGUACGGGGACUUUGCCUGGAGCAACCCCCUCCACCCAGACAUCUUCCCAGGGGUGAGGAAAAUGGAGGCUGAGGUGGUGCGCAUGGCCUGUGACCUUUUCAAUGGUGGAUCGGACUCCUGUGGCGCAGUUACGUCUGGAGGGACUGAGAGUAUCCUCAUGGCCUGUAAGGCCUACAGGGAUAUGGCCUAUGAACGUGGGGUCAAGCACCCAGAAAUCCUUGCUCCAGUCAGUGUCCACGCUGCCUUUGACAAAGCUGCUCAUUACUUUGGCAUGAAGCUCGUCCACAUACCUCUGGACAACAAGACCAUGCAAGUGGACGUGAAGGCCAUGAAGAGUGCCAUCUCUAAGAACACAGCCAUGCUGGUGUGCUCUGCCCCUCAGUUCCCUCAUGGAGUCAUAGACCCCAUAGAGGAGGUUGCGAAGCUGGCUUUACGGUAUAAGAUCCCUCUCCAUGUGGAUGCCUGUUUGGGAGGGUUUCUCAUUACCUUCAUGUACAAAUGUGGCUUCCCUCUAGCACCAUUUGACUUCCGGGUCAAAGGGGUGACCAGCAUCUCUGCAGAUACACACAAGUAUGGCUACGCCCCCAAAGGCUCCUCAGUGGUGCUCUACAGCAGUAAGGAGUACCGCCACUACCAGUACUUCGUGGCCCCAGACUGGCAGGGUGGCAUCUACGCCUCUCCCUCGAUCGCUGGCUCCAGGCCGGGAGGCAUCAUCGCGGCGUGCUGGGCCACCAUGAUGUACAUGGGGGAGAAGGGUUACGUGGACGCCACCAGGAAGGUGAUCACGACGACCCGCACUAUUGACGAAGAACUGCGUCAAAUAGACGGAAUAUUUGUUUUCGGGAAACCCGAGGUGUCCGUUGUGGCGAUAGGGUCGGAUGUCUUUGACAUCUUCCGCUUGUCCAACGCUCUCACGACCAAGGGUUGGAAUCUCAACACACUGCAGUUUCCUUCUAGCAUCCAUAUUUGUGUCACAGUGUUGCACACGCAGCCUGGCGUGGCUGACGAGUUCAUCAGUGACGUCCGGGAGCAGGUUGACGUCAUCAUGAAGAACCCGAAGGAGAAGACCACAGGAAUGGGAGCUAUUUAUGGUAUGGCGCAGUCCAUCCCAGACCGAUCAAUGGUGACGGAGAUUUCUCACGGGUUUUUGGACUGCCUCUUCAGCACAGAAGACCCCAAAGCCAAGAACAACCACAUGAAUGGCAAAGCCCACUGAGUGCUUCAGCGGUGGAUCCUCGUCCACUCACUCGCUGCCUUACGCCUUUCUUCUAUUAAUCCGCUCUCUCCUAAUGGCCAGUGUCUCUUUCAAGCACAAAAUAGCAAUAAGUGAGGUUCAUUUUUUUUCUUUUCUUUGUGCACUCAGUGUGGGUUACCAAAAGACUGUCGUACAAAUGUGAGUGCGAACGUCGGAAAGUGUUUCCAACCUGGAUGUUUGUGGUGGAGUUGGGGUUGUGUACAUAACGGUGCACCCUCAUCAAGUGGAGCCUCCUGAUUUGUUUGUCAACGAUGACCUCUUAAAUGGCUUGCUUUCUAGGAUUAUGAUUAUCAUUCAGUUGUCUUUGACAAAACUACUAGAUAGGAGAUAGGAUAACUACUAGGUUUGAGUCUAUAAAGCGCCUUGCUCUACCUUGCUCUAAGUCCUGAUUAUGGUUGACAAAGAGGUGCAAAAUUGUCAUAGAUAUCAUUCACUGAUAUAAUUCAAGUAUAUUAUUCUGUAAUAACAUUAAUUAAACCACUCCUUUCAUUAUAUGAAAUAUAUGCAGCAGAUGCUGUAAACAUAACGUACAUCUCUUAUACAAAUCAGAGACAAUAACAUUAUUAAAUACAUUAACAGUAAGAAGCCCAUACACAGGUCAGGCAUUGAUGUCCCCAGAUGCCAAUAGCCGUUUUACUCAAGAAUAGGGGUCCAUUUUCAUAAACGGUUGUAUUCUGUGUUUCUGUACUGACCAAACCAAUGUGCUACUUGAAUCCCUGUUUUCUGCCCCAAAGUCAGUUUAUACUGUAUCUCUCAAGCACAACACUUUUUGAAGCACUUAUUCAACUGAUGGAGUACAUUUAUUUGCUUUCAAACUGUAAUACUUUCUCUACCUGAGGCCAAAGCGGACCCUUUGGCAACUGUUAUGAUAUGAAAGGUUCCUCUGGGUUUUUGAUUUUUUAAAUUAAUUAAUUUGAGGGCUGUAGCCCAGAAUGUAUGGAGACCCAGACACGUUUCAGCAUAUGGUAAUUGAUCACUUUUAAUUGAUGAGGCUUGGACAUCUCAACGUCCUGACUUAAAAACGUCCUUUAAAAAAAUGCAUCUUAUGUGACUUUAUACUCCACUGUAAUCCGCUUUUAUAUCUACCUCAGUUAGUAACUCAAUAGUAUUAAUUAUUCAUGUAUUAGUCAUUAUUCAUUCCAAAUUAGUUUCCCCCUUAGUUUUUAUUUCAGAAAGACUUUGACAGUCUGUCUCACUGUACUGUCAGAUUCCCUAUCUACAUAACGUGUAGUGACAAACUAGUUCUUGGUUGCAAAAGCGGAGAAUGGUUCUCCCCCUAAUCCUUUAAUUCAUGCUUUGGCCUGUCAGCUGUUAUCAUUGUCCUUUCCUUUUAAACUUUUUUUUUUUUACUGUGCAAUGAGUGAUUGAGUCGUCAUCGUUCCUUAGAGUUGCCCAAAGGGAAAAAUCUUUUGCAUCUCAAGCAGGGAUGAAAUGGCACAAUAGAGUGGCAAUAUGGUACCAUUGAAUUGUAACACUAGGCCUCUUUAGCGGUAUUUUAUCUGAAGCCUUCAUGAUGUUUUGUGACCACUGUGUGUGUUUUACAUAAUAUUAUUAAUCACUAACAACAUGUCUUAUUUCAAUUUUUGUAUAAUUAUUUGUCCAUGUUGUGUUACUGUAACAGUUUUUGGUUUUUGUUUGGGGCACAAUGGUGUGUGGAUUCAUCCCCCCCCCCUUGAAAACAGUACCACUAUAUGGAGAAAAAAAUCAGGGUCAUUUUGAAAAUCUUUCCUGAAUGUCAUCAUCCCCUAUGCAAUAAUCGAGUGUUUGCUUCCUGAAAUUAUAGAUGAGCUAUCUGUCUGAUUGUAACCAUCCCUCGUAUGAGUUCAGGCUGUGCAAAAGCACAAUAGUAACCGUGAUGCCGCAUUCACCUGUAUGCCUUCUAGUCAGUGUGUGCUUUAGGGCUAAAGACAUGGGCACAGAUCCACCUCAGGGAUAGGGCUGUACCACACCACACCACACCACACCAGGAGACCAAUUCAGUGCUCUUUUAUAUGUAAUUGUUGUUCCUUUUAAAAUCAUUAAAGGUUUCAUUUUUUCGAAACUCA